Camellia sinensis is the source of this 518-nucleotide messenger RNA. The record is from RefSeq and is a predicted model, not a curated record. Lineage: Eukaryota; Viridiplantae; Streptophyta; Magnoliopsida; Ericales; Theaceae.
GUGUAUUCAAAUCUGGAGGGCAACAAGUUUCAUAUAGUAAAUACUGGAUGGGCUAUGCUGGCUCUCAUUGAUGCUGGCCAGGCCGACAGAGACCCAACACCAUUGCACCGUGCAGCAAGAUUGUUAAUAAAUUCUCAAAUGGAGAAUGGAGAUUUUCCACAGGAGGAGAUCAUGGGGGUCUUCAACAAAAACUGCAUGAUCACUUAUGCUGCAUACAGAAACAUUUUCCCAAUUUGGGCUUUGGGAGAAUACCGAUGUAGGGUGCUACUUCAAUCCCAAUAAAAAAUUUACUGUGAAGUGAUCCUGCCUGAUGAAUAUCAUUUCAAUAUUGCUUUUUAGAUAUUUUUCUGCUCUAUUUGUUUAUUUUGGCCUUCCCAAUUUUAGCUUCCUUAAAAUGCUUCAAAAGUUGCACUAGAUUUCUAAUAUGUAGCGUCAUUUAGUUCAGUACAUUUUCAUGUGAAUAUACCUGCUUUUGUAUACUUUCCUCAUUUAGUUAUUUUACAGCUUGAGUUUUACAA